Molecule: messenger RNA, 1569 nt
Organism: Artibeus jamaicensis (Jamaican fruit-eating bat)
Lineage: Eukaryota; Metazoa; Chordata; Mammalia; Chiroptera; Phyllostomidae
Gene: SLC25A39
Product: solute carrier family 25 member 39
Exons: 12
Coding region: 159-1238 (359 amino acids)
Biological process (GO): mitochondrial transmembrane transport
Source: RefSeq, a predicted model, not a curated record
UCCGGGGGCCGAACGGGCUCCGGGGCCUUCCUAGUCAGCCUUGCAGCCAAGCAGGAGCGCGCGGACCCCGCACCGGCGGCGGAGCCCUCGUGGGCCCGCCCGGCCCCGGGCCCCGCGCCGCACGAGUACCGACCUAGAGCCAGAAUUGGAGGUACAAGAUGGCUGAUCAGGAUCCUGGGGGCAUUAGCCCCCUCCAACAAAUGGUGGCCUCGGGUGCUGGGGCUGUGGUCACCUCUCUCUUCAUGACCCCGCUGGAUGUGGUGAAGGUUCGCCUGCAGUCCCAACGCCCGUCAGGGGCCGGCGAGCUGAUGCCUCCUACCAGAUUCUGGAGCCUCUCUUAUGCCAAAUUGCCCUCCUCUCUCCGACCUACAGGGAAGUGUCUCCUGUACUGCAAUGGAGUGCUGGAGCCUCUGUAUUUGUGCCCAAACGGCGCCCGCUGUGCCACCUGGUUUCAGGACCCCACCCGCUUCACUGGUACCAUGGAUGCCUUUGUGAAGAUUGUGAGACAUGAGGGCACCAGGACCCUGUGGAGCGGCCUCCCUGCCACCCUGGUGAUGACCGCGCCAGCCACUGCCAUCUACUUCACCGCCUACGACCAGCUCAAGGCCUUCCUGUGCAGUCGAGCCCUGACCUCUGACUUCUAUGCGCCCAUGGUGGCUGGGGCUCUGGCCCGCUUGGGCACCGUGACUGUGAUCAGUCCCCUAGAACUGGUACGGACGAAGCUGCAGGCUCAGCAUGUGUCAUACCGGGAGCUGGGUGCCUGUGUCCGAGCCGCCAUGGCUCAGGGUGGCUGGCGCUCUCUGUGGCUGGGCUGGGGCCCCACCGUUCUUCGGGAUGUACCCUUCUCAGCCUUGUAUUGGUUCAACUAUGAGCUGAUGAAGAGCUGGCUGAGUGGGCUCAGGCCAAAGGACCAGACGUCAGUGGGCAUCAGCUUUGUGGCUGGCGGCAUCUCAGGGACGGUGGCGGCCAUCCUGACUCUACCCUUCGAUGUGGCAAAGACUCAACGCCAGGUUGCGCUGGGAGCGGUGGAGGCAGUGAGAGUGUCGCCCCCUCACACUGACUCCACCUGGCUGCUGCUUCGGAGAAUCCGAGCUGAGUCUGGCACUAGGGGGCUCUUCGCAGGCUUCCUCCCCAGGAUCAUCAAGGUCGCCCCGUCCUGUGCCAUCAUGAUCAGCACCUAUGAGCUGGGCAAAAGCUUCUUUCAGAGGCUCAACCUGGAGCAGCCUCUGGGCCCGUGAGAGGAGCCAGGGAGUGGGGGCCCGUCUCCCCCAUGGACGGGGUGGGGCGGGAGGAGGCUGAGCCAAGUGCCUUGUCCUCUGGAGAGGGGCCUCAUACUUACUACUCCUCAACUGAGCCCCAGGGGUAGCUUCUUGCCCCUUUGGGCAACACCCACGCCUUCCUCAGACGGCCUUCUUCCUGCUGGUCCUCAUCCCAAGCCCCAGGGAUCACCCUCCCCUUUCAAAUUCAAGACCAAAUCUGUCACCUGCCCCCCUUUUGCCCAUUUCCCUGUGUGUGUGUUGUAGCCAGCCUGUCGCUGUUGUUCCUCGAGUGUAAAGAUGAUGAACUCCU